Molecule: messenger RNA, 19924 nt
Organism: Penaeus monodon (black tiger shrimp)
Lineage: Eukaryota; Metazoa; Arthropoda; Malacostraca; Decapoda; Penaeidae
Product: ankyrin-2-like
Biological process (GO): signal transduction
Molecular function (GO): protein binding
Source: RefSeq, a predicted model, not a curated record
ACUGAUGGGAGCGCAAGCUUCCUACGGGCGGCGAGGGCGGGGAACUUGGAAAAAGUGUUGGAGUUCCUCAAGACCAAUACUGACAUCAACACCUGCAAUGCUAAUGGCCUUAAUGCCCUGCACCUCGCUAGCAAAGAGGGACAUGUUAGUGUUGUAACUGAACUGCUGCAACGAGGUGCAAAUGUCGACGCAGCUACCAAGAAGGGCAACACAGCCCUCCACAUCGCCUCUUUGGGAUGGCUUCACCCCCCUGGCAGUGGCUUUGCAACAGGGACACGAUAAGGUUGUGGCAGUUCUUUUGGAGAAUGACACAAGAGGCAAGGUGCGUCUUCCUGCUCUACACAUUGCUGCCAAGAAGGAUGACACAAAGGCUGCAGCUCUUCUUCUUCAUACAGACCACAACCCUGAUGUAACCUCCAAGUCAGGAUUUACACCUCUUCAUAUUGCAGCCCAUUAUGGCAACGAAAAUAUUGCGAAUCUCCUCAUUCAGCGCGGAGCUGAUGUAAAUUAUGUUGCAAAGCACCAGAUUACGCCCCUCCAUGUGGCAUCGAAAUGGGGUAAAGGAAAUAUGGUGUCACUGUUGAUAGACAAGGGAGCUAAUUAUGAGGCCAAGACUCGGGAUGGCCUCACACCCUUGCAUUGUGCUGCAAGAUCUGGUCAUGACACUGUUGUUGAUAUGUUGCUAGAGAAAGGUGCUCCAAUCACGAGCAAGACAAAGAAUGGGUUGGCUCCCCUCCACAUGGCGUCGCAAGGUGAUCAUGUUGACGCAGCUCGUAUCCUCCUCUACCACAAAGCACCUGUUGAUGAUGUCACUGUAGAUUUCCUCACUGCUCUCCAUGUGGCUGCUCACUGUGGGCAUGUGCGAGUGGCAAAGCUGUUGCUGGACCGAAAGGCUGAUCCUAAUGCCCGAGCCCUCAAUGGCUUUACUCCACUUCACAUUGCUUGCAAGAAGAACCGCAUCAAGGUGGUGGAACUGCUUCUUAAGCAUGGUGCUAGCAUUGAGGCAACCACAGAGUCGGGUUUGACUCCACUUCAUGUAGCAUCUUUCAUGGGCUGCAUGAACAUUGUGAUCUACCUGAUUCAACAUGGAGCCUCUGCAGAUGUACCUACUGUUAGAGGAGAAACUCCUCUCCACCUUGCAGCAAGAGCUAACCAGACAGACAUCAUCCGCAUUCUGCUUAGAAAUGGUGCUCAGGUGGAUGCUAGAGCGCGGGAACAACAAACCGCUUUGCACAUCGCCUCCCGUCUGGGUAACAGUGACAUUGUUGUACUAUUACUCCAACAUGGAGCUGCUGUUGAUGCCACAACCAAGGACCAUUACACUGCCCUGCACAUUGCUGCCAAGGAGGGUCAGGAGGAGGUGGCUAGCGUACUCCUUGAGCAUGGUGCCUCCUUGACCUCCACCACAAAGAAAGGUUUCACACCUCUUCAUUUAGCAGCUAAAUAUGGUAAUAUGAAGGUAGCCCGCCUGUUGCUGCAAAAGGAUGCCCCUGUUGAUGCACAGGGGAAAAAUGGUGUUACGCCUCUUCAUGUGGCAGCACAUUAUGACCAUCAGAAUGUUGCCCUACUACUGCUGGAUAAGGGUGCAUCUCCCCACGCCACAGCUAAGAAUGGUUACACUCCUCUCCACAUUGCUGCUCGCAAGAACCAGAUGGACAUUGCAACAACGCUGCUUGAAUAUGGUGCAAGUGCCAAUGCUGAAUCUAAGGCUGGAUUCACACCUCUACAUCUUAGCUCCCAGGAGGGACAUACAGAUAUGGCAACACUCUUAAUUGAACACAAUGCUGCACCAGGAGCCUGUGCAAAGAAUGGACUAACUCCUUUGCAUCUGUGCGCACAAGAGGAUCGUGUCAAUGUUGCCGCUAUUUUGGUGAAGCAUGGAGCCCAGAUUGAUCCAGCAACAAAGGCUGGUUAUACACCACUGCAUGUUGCCUGUCACUUUGGGCAAAUGAAUAUGGUGCGCUUCUUGCUACAGCAUGGUGCCAAGGUUGAGUCUUCAACACAACUUGGGUACACUCCUCUCCACCAAGCAGCUCAACAAGGCCACACUCAGAUUGUCAACUUGCUCCUCGAAAACAAGGCUGAGCCUAACGCAGAAACAAAAGACGGCAAGACGGCUCUAAGCAUUGCACAACGUCUCGGCUACAUUUCUGUAGUCGAGACACUGAAGAUUGUGACAGAAACGACCAUUACUACUACCACCACGACUGUCACAGAAGAAAAGUACAAGGUGGUUGUGCCCGAGACAAUGCACGAGACCUUUAUGAGUGAAUCAGAAGAUGAAGGAGGUGACGACAAUCUGGUCUCCUCCAUGUUUGGUAAGCAGCAGCACGUCACGCUCCCGUUCUAUGAAGGACAGUUACGCUACACCAGUGAUGAUACAAUGCUUGGGGACCAGUCGUACCGUUACCUGACAGCAGAUGAAAUGAAGUCUCUGGGAGAUGACUCUCUUCCUAUUGAUGUCACCAAGGAUGAGAAGAUGGAUGUAUCCUUCAUCAGCAACACAAUGGCAGCUCCUCCAGUGGCCCCUGUAGACCAGCUUAGCCCCCAGCACCAGAAGGAACAACAGUAUGCCCAGUACACCGGUCACUAUCCCUCUGAUAAUGUGGACAUUGCUAAGACUCCUAUACUUGCCGGGCCGGAGUCUCUCAACACCACCCUCAACACAACCAUUGACUCAGCCAUGAUCGAGUCUCAGAUCAUCCCGACUCAGGUAGCAAAUCAGUUAUCUGCCCAAGUGAACCAGACUCAGGUGCAACAGCCUGUAGGUCAGAGUGCCAAGGGUCAGGUCCCUGUAGACCAAGAUUCAGUACCUGAGAAGGCUGCAGAGAUUCUCAGUGGGUGGGAAGGAGUGAGCCUGAACAGCCUGGCGUCCUGUCUGUCAGCAGGGACCAACACCUCGGGCAUGUGGCGCGACAGAUUCUUGGUGAGCUUCAUGGUAGAUGCCCGGGGUGGGGCCAUGCGUGGCUGCCGCCACUCGGGUGUCCGUGUGAUUAUUCCUCCACGCAAAGCAGCUAUGCCCAUGAGGAUCACUUGCCGCUAUCUGAAGAAGGAUAAACUUGUUCAUGCACCACCACUCAUGGAGGGAGAAGCACUUGGUUCCAGAAUCCUUGAAAUGGGUCCUGCAGGUGCAAAAUUCUUAGGCCCUGUUAUUAUCGAGGUGCCACACUUUGCCUCCCUUCGUGGCAAGGAGCGUGAGAUUGUGAUCCUUCGCUCAGAUAAUGGAGAGACCUGGCGUGAACAUACACUGGAGGCCACUGAGGAAGCUGUGCAGGAGGUCUUGAACGAGAGCUUCGAUGGUGAAGAAUUGAAGCAACUAGAGGACCUCAAUACCAACCGCAUCACCCGCAUCCUCACAACUGACUUCCCUCAGUACUUCGCUAUUGUUACACGCAUCCGACAAGAGGUCCAUGCCAUCGGACCUGAGGGAGGAAUGGUGUCAUCAACAGUUGUACCACAGGUCCAGGCAGUGUUCCCCCAGGGAGCCCUCACCAAGAAGAUCAAAGUGGGACUCCAGGCUCAGCCAAUUCCAACCGACUUGGUGGCUAAGCUUCUGGGCAACCGCGUUGCUGUGUCUCCGAUUGUCACGGUGGAACCACGUAGACGCAAGUUCCACAAGCCCAUCACCCUGACCAUCCCAGUCCCACAAGCUUCCAGUAAGGGCAUGAUCAAUCAGUACUCAGGCGAGGCACCCACCCUACGUCUUCUCUGCUCCAUCACUGGCGGAACAACCCGCGCUCAGUGGGAGGACGUGACGGGCUCAACACCUCUCACUUUUGUCAACGAUUGCGUCAGCUUCACCACCACUGUCUCCGCCCGCUUUUGGCUCAUGGAUUGUAGUAACAUACCUGAGGCCACCAAAAUGGCCACUGAGCUAUAUAGGGAGGCCAUCCAUGUACCAUUUAUGGCUAAGUUUGUAGUCUUCAGCAAGAGACAUCAGCUGGAGGAGGCAAGAGUGCGGGUGUUCUGUAUGACGGAUGACCGAGAGGACAAGACCCUAGAGCAGCAAGAGCUCUUUGUUCAGGUUGCUAAAUCACGAGAUGUAGAAGUGUUGGAGGGUAAGCCUCAGUACCUUGAAUUUGCUGGCAACUUAGUUCCAGUCACUAAAUCAGGGGACCAGCUUGCAUUCAACUUCUAUGCCUUCCGUGAAAACCGCCUUCCAUUUACUGUACGUGUGAAGGAUCAACAUGCAGAUCCCAUCGGAAGGGUGGCCUUCAUGCGACAGCCCAAGGACGGGCGCUGGAAGAAGGCCUCGCUAAUGAGCUUGCUAAAACCCCCUGUGUUUCAGGUUGGGCGUGGUGACCCCCCUCAGACCCCCAUCUGUAACCUGAACAUUGCCCUGCCUGACAACAUCCAGCCUGAGCCUGCGCCCUCAGAACCUGACCUCCUCGCCCUGGAGAAGAAAUACUCCUUCCUCUCCAUUAGCAAAGCUGACACCAUCCACAAAGCUGACCUACGUCUCACAGACAUCUCUAACAUGCUUGGAACUGACUGGGUUGGCCUAGCCCGGGAGUUGGAGAUUAGUGACUCUGAUAUUAACAUCAUCAAAUCUCAGUACCCAGAUAAUGCCCCGAAACAAGCUAUUGUCAUGCUCAGACUGUGGAUGCAGACAUCGGGGAAUAAGGCAAAUGGUAACACUCUUGAGAAAGGACUGCGUAAGAUUGGCCGUGAUGACAUUGUGAACCAGUGUAUAUUUAACGUUGAACUGGUCACUGAUGACAUCGAAAGAGCAAUGGCCAAGGCUCACCUAGACCAGUCCGGCUUCGAUGCUUUCCGCUAUGAGCUAGGACCAUCAAGAGACACCACACUCAAUCGAGAUGUCUCCCUUGAUGUUUCAUAUGAUGAGCAAGAUAUGAUGAAAGAAGCGGAAAGUGCUGAAGAAGAGGAAGAAAACCAAAGAAGUUACCAGGACAAGACUCGUCGAGAGCAGCACACAGCCGACAUGUCUCCAACCUACGAGAGUGAGGAGAAGAAAUAUGCUGGGGAAGAGAAGAUUGUCACUGAGGAAAAGAUAACAAAGGAGGAAAUGAAAGAUGGUUCUGCUGUUACUGUAACAACCACCACUACUUCUGUGGUUGUAGAGCCUGUCACUGAGUCCAAGAAGGAAGCUAAGGAUGAGACAAUAAUCACUGAAAAAGUGGUUCCGGAAGACCAGAAGGCUCCUCCAGCAAAGGAGGCAGAAAAAGUGGAAGAUAAAGUGCCUAAACCUGAAAAGAAGGAAGAAAAGCCAAUUGUCGUGGACAAGGCAGAAGAGAAGGUAGUGGAAAAGGUUGAGGAAGUAGUGGUGGAGCAGAAAGUGGAGGAGAAGCCUGUAGUUAAGGUUGUAGAAAAGCCUGCUGAGGUUGGUGAGAAAGCUAAGGAUGCAUCAGAAAAGUUAGAGGAGAAGGCCCCAGAAGUCCCCCCUGCCUCACUGGAUGAGGCUCAGAAGGCUGGGACAACGACCGCGACAGAAGUCAUCACGGGCCCAGAUGGUACUACCACUUCCUCCACUACGACCACAACUGAAAGAAGAUCGUUCACCACUGCAGAUGAUGGCACUGUUAAAGAACAUAUUGUAAUUGAGAAGAAAACUACUUCCUUUGUUGAUGGAAUGGAGAAGGGUGAAGACAAGUCAGAGAUCCUUCUAAAACUUGGGGAGGAGCUAGGCAGACUGGAUGAGCAGUUGGAGGAGAGAUUCAAGGAGAAGAGAAAAGCAGUUGAACCUGAAGUGGCACAAGAAGAGGUGAGAGAGACUACAGUUGUGGCAAAGCGUCGUGAGGGUCAGGCCGAACCCACCUCACAGGUUGUGGUGGAACAUAGAUGGGUUCACUCAGGCGUCUGUCGAGUCUAGGCAGAUGUCCUCUACAGGAGGCACCACUGAAGUGAGCACGAAGGGCACAGCCAUCACUACUACACAACCUGUGAUUGGUGAUGAAACAGUGAUGCAGAUGGGACAAGCCUUAAUCCAGCAGAGGACGUCCCGGCCCGACAGCAGAAGGGCAGCCCAGGAUGUGCUUCAGUGGGACACACCUCUAGAAGACAGUGCUUACAAGAAACGACUGGAAGACGGUAAAGAGCAGGUGCUCUCCGAUGACUCAACAAAGGCUGGGCAUACAGAGGAACGUGGAUGUAGUCCAAUAACUGUGCUGGAGGCACGGCCUGAAGUGGACCAUGUUGUAACAAGGCCUCGAUCAAGGGCUGGCUCCCACACCAUUACCACCACUACAAGCUGGGGAGCACCAGUAACCACCACAACCAGCAUAGAAGUUGAUGAUGAUCAGUCUGCUCGCUGUCUACAAUUGACUCUACACUCAGAGAGUCGUGUUACAUUACAUGCUCCUGGUGGUGUUUGGGAGGGGUUACAUGGUGUUGAACAGCAGCAGGAACACCAAGAUGAAGAGCAGCAGCCACAUGAAGACAAACGUGUGGGAGACAAUGAUGUUCCAGCAGAGGCAUCACCUGAUGCAGGGCCUGUACAUAAGAGUGAAGGAGAGACCUCAACAGAACAGGAUUUCUAUGGCAAUAUCCACCAAGCUAAAGAUGCUCAUGAAUUAGAAAGCAAAGUACAAAUAAAGAAAUCUGAAUGUAGUCUUAGUCAAGGAGCAGAUGCUAUAGUAUCAAGCUCAAUAGGAGAAGUUAAUAGCACUGAAGCACCAACCUAUGAUCUUAUAGCAAAGGAAAAAAUAACUGAAGAUAUUGUUUUAGAUAGCAGUAAGAUAAAUGAAGAUAUCCAGCUUCCAUCCAGUACAGGUGCUCCUGAUGUCCAAGUAGAUUUAAGUAUGGAUGAAGUUCAAAUGCCAAUACUAAGCAGUAUAAAAGACAGUAUACCUGAAGGUUCAGUUCCAGAGACUGGAAGUGUACUUUCAGCUAGCAAAAUUAGUGUAUCAGCUGUAGAGAUUGAUAUUGCACAUGAAGAUAAUGCCUUGUCAGCAGAAUCAGUCAGCUCUGAUAAGGAGUUAGGAGAUUCAGCUACAGUAGAAACUGCAAAUAAAGUAAUGGCUGAGUCAGCACAAGAUGUUUUAGAGAUUGCCUCUCAGCCAUUAUCAGAUGAAGAUUUAGAAAGUGUCUCGCCUUCAUAUGAUAUUAAAGAAACAGAAUGUGCAAUCCCUGCAGUAUCAGGUGAUGACUCUGCCUCUCUAGUAGGUGAAGCCACAGCACCAUCAGCACACCGUCCAACGACUUUGAUGAUAACUUCGAAUUCAAACGAAUCAACUGACGAUGCAGAAUGCACGGCGAACGACCUUACCAAGCUUGGUAGGGAAGACGACAUCCCAAAGGAACUGAAGGAAGAAACAAGUGUAACUGAAGUGGAAAACUUAGAAGAACUAGGGAUGGGAGAGCUGGCAGUAAGUGAACGGCCUCCUGGAAGUGAGAGUGGCGCUGUGCCUAGGCCAGAGCGUCCUGCACGACCAGCACCUCGAACAACAACCUUGGUUAAGGUUAAAGUUGAGAAGAGGCCUAUUACCAGCCACCUUUUAGUACGGGAACGAUCCGUCCAUGAACACCAGCCAACAGUCCAUGUACCUUCAGUUGAAGAAGAAGUGCGUGGACUUAUGCAAGAAGUAAAAGAAGCAACUAGUCAGAUUAAGCAAGAAGUGAAGGAACUGCGCCAGGCAGACACACCUACUCCUGAUACCCCGACACCUCUAAGGGAAUUCAAAGAAUUCCUAAAUAGGGAAGAAGAACAGGAGCUGGAACGCUUGCCAACAAUCAAGGAGAUGUGUCGUGAAAGUGAGGAGGAUGCAUCUGGUACAGUAGGAGCUCCUAGUAUGUUUGGUAAACGCCCAGGAAUAGAGUCCUUCUUCUACAAAGGUUUUUUCCUCCCACAAGGGACCCAUGAGGCAACCCAGAUUGCUGAGCAUCAAACGACCACUGUCUCACAGGAACAAGCCUCCUCCGGACUCCCCACUCCGGGCACCAAGGCAGGCUCAGCACACGGCAAGAGUAAGCUAACAGAGGCAGAUCUGGCCGUGCUGGAAAGUAUGGUGAUAGCCCAGGAGGCAGAGGUGGAAGAAAUGGCUUUCAAGAGCAGUUACGUAAAAAAGGACAACAGCAGAAGCCAAAGGUUAAAGGUCAGAAGAAGCAGGAUCAAGCAAAAGGUCAGUUAGAACAAGGUAAAGUUGAAGAACAAGCACUGCUCGAUAAAGCACAAGGUCAGAUCCAUCAAAAGAUGACCAAAGGCCAACUUAAAGACAAGAAAAGUGUACAACCCGAGGUCAAGAGUGAGACACAAUCAAAAGUAGGUCAAGUUCAAGUUCAAGAGGGUCAAAAACAGCCAAGUCAUGUAGAAAGCCUGAUUCAGCCAACACAAACACAGCAGGUUCAGCUAGAAGGCCUGGCACAAUCAGUACAGGGACAAACUGAGAGCCUGAUUCAGCCAACACAUGUCAAAGAUCAGGCACAACAAGUCCAAGUAGAAGGCCUGAUUCAGCCAACACAAGAAGUCAAAGGUCAGGCACAAGUCCAAGUACAAAGCCUGAUUCAGCCAACACAAGUUAAAGGUCAGGCAGAAGUUCAAUCUGAAAACCUGUCACAGCCACCAUUAAUGAAAAGCCAGGCCCAAAAUCAGGCAGAAAGAAAAGAUCAAAUGCAGCAAGGUCAGGUAGAAUACAUCUUACAACAAACGUCAGGAUUAGUUCAGCAGCCUCAAACUGGAGAGGCAAUACAAGGACAAGUUGGACUAAGCCAGCAACUGAGAGUAAAUGGUCACCAACAACAAAUUCAGACACAAGUUCAGAGAGAAGGCCAGUUUCCACAAGAUAAAGUACAAGCUCUGAUACAGAGCCAAGGUCAAGUACAGACACUAAAACAGCAAGAGACAUCAAGCAAACAGAUACAACCUGAAGCAAAAACCAAGGUUCAGGAGUCGACCACCAGAGUCAUGUCUCCAGGGAAAGGCCAUACCAUUACAUUGGCCUCUGCAGCUACACCUGCUGGCAAAGAGAAACAACAAUUCGGUGACUUGACAAAACGUGUAGCAGAUGUGGCCUCUACAAUGGCCUCAACCUUGGAGAGCAUAACAGCCGUUGCAGAAGGCCUGGAGGGCAGUCAUCUGUCCAGCGAUGAAGGAGAGGAACAACUGAUGCUAAUGAGGGAUUCCCCUCGAUGGGAAGAUGAAGAAAUUCAAGCUGAAGAUACAGAUGAACCAAGAGCCAUCAAGGCUGAAAUUAAACUCUUAGUUAAAACUACUGAAGUCGGAAAAGAAUCAAUUGAGAUAAGAAGCAUUCGUGAGUUUGUAGAAUCUGAUGAAAAGAAUCUGGCUGGUUUUGGUGGUAUUGUUCCAUCACCAGUUCCAGAGGCAGGGCGUGUAACUCCCCAGGGUGACCGGGUGUAUACUCUACAAAGAGGCAGCCCCAGUGCACGUACCCCCAGCCCCAGGUUUGUUCGUCAGCAACAGUCAUCCCCAGUGUCAUCGUACAUUCAACCUACGCACGACGAGUUUGAUCUCAUGGCUCAAGUGCGAGACGGUGUCCUUCAUGGUGGUUGUCCUGAAGCACAAGGCAUGGACUGGGAGGGGAAAAGUGUAGACAGCAUGUAUACUGAAACUGUGGUGCAGGCUAGAAUCUCCAUGCUCCCUGCGGUGGACACCAGCGAGGGUGUCGCCCCUACCUCCUCUCCUACCACUACCCUUCCCUGCGCCACUCCUCAACCCUCAACUUCCCCUCAUUCGGACUUGACCUUCCAAACCUACGACCUGACACAACGGCCUCCUUAUUCCCACCUAAACCUGGAACCUUCCCAUCUGCAUGAAUCUCAUCUUGUCGAACCUCAGAGUUUCGACAUAUCUCCAUCUUCUGUCACUAAAUUGUCUGAUCCUCUCUUCUUAGAGAAAGGCUUUACAAGUGCUACUGAAGGUCUUUCCAAACUUGUAACAUCUCCCUCAGCUGCUUCUUUGCAGUCUGAAAGUGUUGCUCCAUAUACUGGGACUGAUGACAUGGCGGCUGCCAGUGUGACUUAUAAUACAAGUAGUGCUGUGUUGUCUAUAGGUCCAGUCUCGCCCACUGAAGACUCCAGUGAGGAUCAUGCAGAAAUUGAUCGCACAAGUACCGAACUUUCUCCAGACAGUGUAAGGUUUGAGCAAGAUAUGUUAGAGACAAGGACCGAGGAUGAGGCCCCAGAUUUAGAUGAUGAUAUGAUGGCAGGGUCACCUGUAUUGGGGCCAGAGUUAAGUGAAAGAGUUUUUUCUGUGGAAGCCACAGAAGACACAGACAUCACAACACCUAUGGAAAUGCGUGACUCUCACACAGAGCGUGAUGCUACUGCUUCAAACUUGGAAUCCGUCGAUGACAAAGAAGGCACUGAGGGAAAGUCAGACCUUAAAGACCAGUGCUGGGAUACUGAAGAUAAUAUCACAUGUUUAGCCCAAGAAACAGCUGAAAUUCACAGUAGAGUCAUAAAACUCCAAGAAAAGGUUCAGGCUCAAGAAGUUGACCUAACCACAGCAAAAUCAGAGGCUGAAUUAAUACUCAAUACAGUAGCAGACAUAAGAGAGGCUGUUAGUAAUGGGAAAGGUGAAUCAGAUGCACAGAAGAGCAAAAUGGCACAAGAUAUACUUGAUAGUAUAUCAUCUAUAUCAGAUACUGUUGCCAAAAUAAUACAGAACCUCAAUCCAUCAGAUGUAGAAACUUCAUCUCUCUUAAUGAAGGGAGAGACUGGAGUGACAAAGACUGAAUCCACUGUAAUAGAAGCCGGUUCACCUGAAGAAGGCAGCCCUUCUGACUCAAAUGUACGUGAUCAAACCUUUUCUGAUCUCUUGGAUUCAGAUGACAUCAAUCGCGAAAGCUUAGAGGAUGAGUUUGAGAAGUUGGCUGCUGAGAUGAGCCUCUCUCCAAAGGCAGAAGAGGCACUAGUACAUAAACCAGAAGCCACCAUGACAACUGUUCCUUCUGAUGCCAUAAUUUACCCUGUCUCUUCUUCUAUUAUUUAUCCCUCCAAAACUCCUGAUGCCUUACAGGCCACACAACGGGAACCAGAUGUGGGAGUGGUGUUUACAGAGCGUAAAGAGUAUGGGGGCGGGGUGAAGCCAUCUGCAGAGACGACAGGCGGACACUCGCACAUAUCACCUUCACCUGUUCCUCAUCCUUCCCCAUCCUCAUCCCUUACCACAGACCAAAAGAAAGCCCCAAGCACUAAACCAGUAUCUCAGGAGGAAGGGCAGCGACCCCCUGAUGAUAGUAUUACUCCAAGUCGACCAACAAGACGGCACGAACGAACGUUUUCUCAAGCAAGUAAUAUAUAUACUGGAGCCAUUCCAACUGAGACCAAACAAGAGGGAAAGAAAGGAGAUAAAGAAACUAUUCCAGAAGAAGUAGAUGGUGUUAGUGAAACCAUUAAACCAUAUUCAGAAAGAAAACAAUUUUGGGAGAGUGUUACAGGCCAAUCAUUUGAAGCCAAAGGUACUCAGUUGAUCAAGACAGAAACUGAAAGUGACACUGACACAACAGGUACAGAUGGCACAGUAGUGGAGCAACGGAUUCCAGAUAAGAAACCGUCUGUUGGAGAAAGUUCUGAUUCGGAAGCCGAAUAUUUAGCUCACAGGGAGAAGCCUGCUUUUUAUGAAAAUCAAGCAUUCAUAGGCACAGAGAAGAUUGAUGUCCCCAAGGAGGGUGAUAGAGAUGGAGCUGUAAGUCCAUUUGAAGUUCGUCGUAGGGUAGAAAGUCAAGACUUGCCCUCACCUGAAGAUAUAGCAUUUAAGGAUGUGUCUUCCAAGAGAGCACUCUUUGAAAAGGAGAUCAAAAGACAGUCCAUGGAGAUUGAGGAAAGUCAGUCAUGGAAACGGUCAUCAAAAGAGUAUGACGAGACAGUUGUCAUAUCUGAGGAAUCAGCAUCCAGCACACUUCAGAAGAAAGAAGAGAGGAAACAAACAUUGGAGGAAACAGUAGAGAGUGAAAAGGAUCUCUCCAAAAUGAAGAAAGAAACCAGAGAGGAUAUUGUAUCAAAAACAGAUGUUGAGAAAGUCGAAAGUGAGCAGAAGAAGGAUAAAGUUAGCAAGAAAGACGAUGUAUCUGAAAUUACAGAAUCCUCAAAGUUACUCAAAGAGAAAAUGCAAGUAAAGGAGAAAAAAUCAUUAUCUGAAGUUAGUACUGCUGAUAGUAAGGUAGUAACUCAGACUGAUUUGUUAUCAGAAAAGAAAGAGAAAGAAAGCACAGAGAAAGCAGGAAAAGUAAGCAUGGUUGACAAGAAGGUGAUAUCCCAAACAGAUAUUUCUAAAGAAAAAAUAGAGAAAGAAGUUUUAGAGAAAGCAGAGGAAGUAAUCCAUGAGAGUAGAGAAAAUGAAGGUGGAAUUUUAUCAAGAACAGUUUCCAAAUCAGAAGAGAAAGCAGAAAGCUUAUCAGAAGCCAGAGAAACAAUCCAGACAAGAUCCACAGAAGAUCAGGAUACAUCUCGAGAUGAGAUUACUGAAGAAGAUAUGACAAGAACAGAGGAAACAUCAGAAGAAGAGGCAGACGAAUUGAUGACAAAAGAAAAAGUAACUGUAAAUGUAACAGAGGAGACUCGACAACUUGGAGACACUCAUGAGACUGUAGUACGAGAAACGACCACAACACGAGAUGGUGAGCAGGAACAGAGAAUCAUCAAAGAGACCAAAACCCAGCAGACUGUGAUGGCCGAUGGGUCCACAGUCAAGACCACUUCAAUUACUACCUUUACAACACAACUUGACACGAAAGAGACUGACGAGUUUCCUGAGAAAACUAAAGUCAAAAAGGAAAUAUUUACAAAGGAAAUGACUGAUGAAACAUCUGCAUCCAUACCUGAAGAGAAGGAUGUAUAUAAAACCAUGACAGCAAAAGAGAAAUCUGAAGCCUUCGUAGAACAACGCAUGAAGUCGGACAUUUUUUCACAAGAGCUUUCUUCCUCAGCAGAGGAUCAGAGCCCUGAACACAAGGUUAUUACUCCAAAGGAAACUGGAGCUCCAGUCUCUUUACAAGCAAAGACUGCUGAACAUCCACUUACUAGUCCAAUUAGAGUACCAGAGGAGAGUGUCCAGGAAAUUGUAUGGGAAGUAUCUCAGGAGAGGUCAGAAACAGUUUUAUCUGAGACUGUAGAAGACAUUCCAUCACAUCAACCCUUUGAAUCUCACCAGGUGAAGGAAAUUCCACGAGCGGAACAAAGGAAACCAGCAAAACCACACAGAAAAUCAUCUGGCUCUACUGAAGGUAGACUGAGUGAAGAAGAGGCACGAAAACUUGCUAUAGAAAUUGUUGAAGAAGUGAAAAUGGAAGCUGUUAAAAGAUCACCCAUUGCACCGCCAGCAGAAGAGUUUGGAGAAAGUGAUGGAGCUGCAAAACCACCAUUUCCAAGACCUAGUCCAGAAUCAGCCUUUACAGAAGAAACAACCACAAAAAUUGAAAAAUACAUCCAAGAACAAUUAGGAGAUGAUGUUGAUGAGAAACAGCUCAAAUUAAUUGAAUCUGUUACUGCCAGAAAAACGGAGAUGUUGCACAAAAAGAUGAUUGGAAGUGAAUACCAGCAUAGCAUGGAAAUUACCGAUGAAGAUCUGCGAUCUAGUGGAGCUGAACUCUCACCCAUCGAACACCAAAUGGAGAGGCUCCGCCAAAUGACUGAAGAGGAUGAUACCCAGCGAUAUGCCAGAGAACCUUCUGAGGCAGAUGAAAGUGAGAGCUCCAUAAUCAUUCAUGAGACUGCAGAUGACGUCAUGUCAAGUGAAUAUGAUCAGGCAAACCAAAUGAUCACAAAGACAUUAGAUGCCUUGAAAACUGCAGAACUAGGUAAGGUAGAAAGGCCAAUAGACACAAUUAAAGAAGUGCCAGAAACAACUGUACUCACAGCUGUUACAGAAACAAGAGAUGUGACAGUUGCAGAGAAAACUGAUUUUGCUAAAUUGACCAAGCUAGAAGUCCAAGAGACUGCUAGACAGUUGGUUAAGGAAGUAACAGAGAAAGCCCAGGAAUCAGAAGCAGUGAGGCAGGCAUCUCUAACAGCAGCAGAACUCCGUCAAGGUUCUGGAAGUCGGGAGCACAGUCGUACACCAAGCCCAAAGCCAGGUUCCCGAAAAGGUUCUUGGAUGGAUGACGAGGAUCUGCGACGUGAAUUCCGUAGAGAUUAUGAAGACAAAAAAAAAAUGUUCAAAGAGGAAAUGACAUCUGAUAAAGAUGUUUUCGAGGAAGGGUCUGCAAAAGAAUCAAAGGAAAUGAAAGUAUCACAACAGAAGAGUAGUGACAGAGAAGUUCACAUGGAGUCUAGCAUGACAGAGAGCAUGGAAGAGUCAAGCACAGUUGAAAGUGUACGUUCUAUAGAAGGUAAAAUCAGAGCAGAGGUUAUUACAUCUGUAGUGAAGGAGGUCAAAGAAGUUGAGACUGAAAAAAAGGAAGAAGUUGUUAUGAGAAAAAAGGGUCAUGUUGAAGAGUUUAACCGAAGAUCAGGUACAGAUUUCGAUGCUUACUCUAGUUCUGGAGAAAGCCACUAUUUCACAGCAGCUGAAGGCACUUCUGACAGCCGCACUGCAAGCAGACCAUGUUCAUCAGAUGUGGAAGCACUCAUUUCUGAGCGGACCACAGGCACCUCUGAAUAUGAUACUGCACUCACUUCACAAGAUGCUUCACAAUAUUCGUCAUAUUCAACUUCCUCACAAGAUUAUCGUACAGCAGCCAGCUCAAUAAGUUCUAGGGAUUCAAUGAAAUCAAUUGAUUCUGAGAGUUCUGGCCAUCUUGCUAGCUUUGAACUAAGUGAAGCUUCAGAAACCUUAGUACCCUCUGCAGCAGAGUUAGAGAAAGAUAUGGAUCUUCUUGACCAAGAUGCGGCUGAUGAAGAGAUCUCUCAUUCCCACCAUACUGUCAUCCCACAAUUAACAAUUCAGUCUGACACACCAAAAUCUGAAGAUGCACCAGGAUCCUUCGAAGUUGAAUCAGAUGAUGCUGAAUUUGAACAAGAUGGUAAAGAUACUGAUAGUUAUACUACAUCUAAAAUGAAAAGAUCUAUUGAAAUGACAUUUUAUCCAGAACCUAAACCCUUAAGCACAGAUAAGAAAGGUAGUGUAACAGAAAGUGUAGCUUCAAGUUUAGAAGAGAGUACUGUUUCAGAGGUUUCUAUGGCCACUGUGGUAGAACAGGAUAAAAGCAUGCAAGGAUCUACUACCACCGACUCUAACAUGACAGCAUCAAGUGUGUCAGAGCAGAUGGUGUCAUCAGUCGGUCAGGAUUUUGAUCAUCAGGUAACUUGUACAGACAGUGGAGUUUUGACAACAGAUACAGGUGAUGGAGACAUGACCUUGCAUUCUGUUACCAUUACUGCAACAUCAGUUCCACCUUCAACAGAUGACCAGAGUACAGCUUCAAUGUGUACUCAGGUGACAUCUGAAACCCGUGCUCAAGUAGAGUUAACAGAAAGUGAGCAGUUUUUUCGCGCUAAUGGACCCACUGAAGUAGAUUAUGUGCCUGAGUACGACGAUGAGGAAGUACGAGGUGCGCGGCCAGCUGUAGCCCCUAUUGUACCUGCUUUUCAAGAAGCUGCAGGAGCUAUAGCUGGCCCUUCAGAGGGCCCACAGAAAGUUGUCAUUGUUGAAGAAUGUUACGAAACCGAAGCCGAUCAAGAAUAUGGCCAAAUGAUGAGAGAGAGUGAAUACUCAGAACUGGCAGAGGCUGAGCUUCAGUAUUCUCUAGAAGAACAACCUGAAGCAGAGAUGAGCAGUAUGUUAGUGAUUGAAGAGCCAAUUGAACGGCCAAGAACACCAGAACCUGGCUUUAUACCCUCAUCCCGUCCUACAUCUAUGAUCAUCCAAUCUCCUGAAGAACCUGAAGAAUUCACUGAAGUAGAUAAAAGGUUUAGUGCUGUAUUUUCUACUACUUAUGAAGAGAGAGAUGAAGGUAGUCGUUCAUCAGUUUCAGAUAUGAUGAGUAUAGAUGUACCAGACAUAACUGUCACAGAGCAUACCUUACCUAUGCCAAGUCAGUAUUGUUAUCCAGAUCUUGAACGUGAGGAGGACUUUCCCGAGUGUCGAGCACUAGCAGAAGCAGAAGACCGAGGACCGGAUAUUCCAGCUACUCCGGGAUCUCAGGAAUCUGCAUCCACUUGUGCUUCACGCAAGUCGUCCUCGACUGACUCGGAGCAAGGUAGAGAGUAUUGCUUAGAUGACAUGGCACAUGGCCCAUCAUUUGGGUCUUUUGAAAUGGUGGAGGCUGACGAAAUUGAUGAUUUUUCAGAAUAUGAACGAACACUAUACAUGCAUGAAGAACGCAUGAUGGAAAUGUCACAAAUCAAGCGUCUUAGUAGCUCUCCGAUACCAAUUCCAACUCAGUUAAAGGCUGUCAAGAUCGACAAUUCUAACACACCCAGUGAAUCUCAGGCUAGUGAUGAGACAGAAGACCCAGAUGAGACUGGUGAUCCAUCCAUUGAAGAACAGAGAAGGUGGCUAGAGCUCCAGUUUGAGGAGAGUGAUGUAGCUAACUAUGAAUACCAGCAAACUGGCUUCAUAGAACAUGUAUACUCUGGUCCUCUUGAGGACAUUGAAGAAGAGAGGGAAGAUGCAGAACGGAGAGAUCUUUCACACAUCACAAAGAAUUCAUCACUCUCAUCAACUCCAGAAUAUGAUGUUCUGGCUGGUAGGAAGUUUUUCACUCGCAGUGGGGAACACGAUGAUGUUUCCAUGACUUCCCUCCAGGAAUUUGAAAAUCUUGAGCAACAAGUUGCUGUUGAAGCUAUAGCAAGGAGAGCUAGUUCAGGUUCACAGGAAUCUUUAAAUGGCAAGAGACCUGAGAGUAAGAGUGGGCAUGGUGAUGAUAUAUCUGUGGGGUCUUUUGCUUCGCUCCAAGAGUUUGAACGUCUAGAAAAAGAAUGUUUAAUUGUCGAACAAAUAGAAAGGAAAGCUCAGGAAGAAGCAGCAAUGCUUUCAGAGAUAGAAGAGGGGCAUGAAAGCCAAAUGUCAGAAUCUGAAAGUUGUGAGACACUCUCAGAACCUGGACGUGCUUCAGUUGAGGGUGAGGAGUAUGACCAGAGAUUGUUUGAGAUAGAUGAAAUUAUACGCCAGGCACAAGAUAAUGUAGAGAAGUUUGAUAAAAGUAAGGCUGAAUACGAAGGUGUGAGACUACAAGAUAUUGUGAGUGUAGAUGGAUCUGGUUCAGGUAGCAGCCAUGCUGAUCGCACUCCAAGUGUAGGUCGUGAAGAAGGUGAUGCAGACUCUUUAGAAGAGGCUCAGCUGCCAGAAUUAGAUCUUGAUCAGACUGGUGUUACGAGUUUAGGAAGCUCUGCCAAACAGGAUACCAUGAGCAUGAGUGCCGACAGUAUUGAAGCAGCUCCCAAGCAUAAGGUACCUCGUGAAACAAGUCAGGAUUCUUUAGAAAAGGCGGAAGCUCGUUCUUCUGACCCCAUGACUACUAGUGUAGAUAGUAUUGAGUUUGUGAGUCGUCAGGAUGUUAUGACUACUAGUACGGACUCCAUAGAGGCCCGUAGAAGACGUCCAGAUGCAAUGAGUGCAUCCACAGAUUCCAUUGAACCCAGCAGGCGUGACAUCAUGGCCACCAGUAUAGAUAGUCUAGGCAGGGAUGAUUCUAGUGGUAGAGAUGCAGAUAUCAGUUCAGGAAGUGAGCAAGUGAGACCUCUGCCCAGGGACGGUGGAGUGAUGGAGUGCAGUCUGGAGUCUUUGGAACCCACUUCAUCCCAGGCCACACAUGCAACUUAUCAAUAUGAUACAGACUCUAUUAUGUCAGGCUCCUUCACUAGUGGCUGUUCCAACACCCUUGUUGCAUCAACAGAUGAUUUUCCAGAUAUGAUGACCUCUUCCAUGUACAUUCCAGAAGGUGAAUUGCCACCAGAAAGUGAAGAGCAAUAUAUUAGAUAUAUGCAGGCCAGUGGUGGCACAGCAACUGAAAUAGUCCAACCAUCAAGUGAGGAAGGUUACUCUCAUACUGUCACACGUGUAGUUAGACUACAGCCAGAGGCAAAACAGAUAACCUUUACAGGACCUGAUGCUCAAAAGAAAAUGGAAGAAUACAUGCAAAGUUUUAAUGCUGGAGAACAUACCACCCAGGAGGAAGCAGUAGAUGCUCAGGGCAAUGUCCAUAUCCGUCGUGUAACACAAAAACGUAUAGUAACAGAUCCAAAGGAAACAAAAGAACAUGGAUUUUCUGUGGCGGAUCCAAGUGUAGAGGAGUUAGAAACCCGUGACGAACACGGUAAUGUAACACGUAUUGUGAAACGAACUGUUGUCACCACACAUACAGUUGAGGUUGAUCUCGAUACUGGUGAACCAAUAGUGCAGCCUCCUCCCACCACUGUCUCCUCCCCAGCCGCAUCCUUCUCCUCCCGUAUUCCUCGUCCAGUGACCAGUCCUCCUCUAGCCUCCCGGUCACCCCCUCCUGGUCCGCCCCCUGGGUCGCGCGGCCCCCGUGAGCCCGUCCUCCCCUCCCUGGAGCCCAACACAGUCUCAGACGUUGUGCAGCCGGACAGUGGAGCGGGGGCGCGGCAGGCGCCAGGUGUAGGAGUCGAUGAGAUGAGCAGUGUGAUGGAGAGUUACACCAGUGAUGGUAGUGACCCCAUAACCACCACCCAUACCACCAGGAUCAUCAGGAGGACGGAAGUCGAAGACGGGGAAGUGAAGGAAGACGUGUAUGAAGAAUACUGAAGAGGAAGACAUCCGCAAGAGUUUAUUAAGGAGGGCUUUGAGAAGGAAGCAACUUAACGAGUGUGAAUUCCUCUCAGCCCUCCUUAUGCGCCCAUCUGCCUUCCUGCCUACCCUUAAAACUGCCAUCACUCCACUACCAACACUACUCCACUGUCAACGCCACGACCUGUAUUGUCUUUCCGGGUCCUCCAACAUAUCCAUAAUAAGGAUUUUAUUGUGAGGCCUUAAGUUAUCCUCACAUACAUGUCCAUUGAUCCGCUCUUCAGUCCCAGUUGUAAUAGAUGGCUUUACCCUACACAUAUAGUCCACCUAACUUACAUUUUGUUUCUGAUAUCUGGAGAACACUAUCCUCUAGUACCAAUAGGGAAUUUUUGAAGAAAAGGUCAGUGGUUCAACUGUAGUUUAUGACAUGUCGGUUGUCAGAGGAUCUAGUCAGGACCGAUAACGCUCGAGAGAAAUUAAAGAUUUUUUAAUGUUAUGAGUGAGAAAUUUUAAUGUUUGUGACCUUUUAUUGUAAUAACAUGAUCAAGUAGUGUUGUCAGCUAAAAUGUCCUUUAUUCAUUUAUGAGUUACAUCAUAUAAUUUCAUUGAAAGCCAUUUUUGAAAGAUGUCCACGAAUGAUCACACAUUUGUAAAGGUGCACACACCCUAUUUGAGCUGUCAAGGUGUUUUUAGGUUAAGUGCCGUUCUCCCUGUGACGUGGCGUGUUUCAUCCUAGUAUGACACUGAUUAAUAUUGUUAAGAAUACUUAUUGCCGAAGACAUGUCAUGUAUUAUAACUAAACCUGUAGCCACGGGACGAGACAUAGGAGGUUUCAAUAGCAGCUAUGUAAUCAUUUUACUAUUCCGGCUCUUAGAUUGGUAGAGUGUUACUAUUGUGGCUUAUGAAACAUCCAGUUAUGGGCAUGUUGAAUGUAAGAUAGCUAUAAUAUUUCCACAUAAGAUUCGUGUAACACACCCACAAAAUAUAUCUCAUUUGUAAACAACUUGUGGCGAGAUUGAUUACUGCGAGCCUGGGAUGGGGUCUAAAUAUGGCUUAAAUAGGAAAGUAAACUGUAUAGUCACCUAGCAUAAAGGUCAAAAUCGCAGCUUUCGUCAUACUUGUUACCCUCAUGGUCAUAAGUGGAUGAAAAAAAAUAUGAUAAUGCCUUAGCACCUAUUCCUAGAUACUCUCUGGCCAUCAGUUGUUAUUAUCUUUCAUUCUUUUGAGUUGGUCUUGACUUAGGCUGGACCAAGUGACAGGGAAGAGGCCUGCCCUGUGUUAGUAUCUCAAAGGCCUGUUCCCAGUCCUCCGGGUUUAAUUCAAGACUUGGUAGCUCCGAAUAUUGUGGUCACUUAUCAAGUUUUCAAUAAAUGCUUAAUGUGA